CCAUUUUCGCGCAGGCGCUUAAUGAGUCGCCAUUUUGUAACGCAAGCUUGUCAUUGAUUUUCCUUGAAAGUGUUUUGAAACGAAAUAAGCCAAAGCAACAAGCAUUGGUGCUAGAAAAUGGAACAGAUACCAAGGACUCAUGAAGACAUCGAGGCCCAAAUUCGUGAAAUCCAGUCUAAAAAGAAGGAAAUUCCGGUGGAAGAGGAGCGAAACGAGAAGGGUGUAGGUUUAGGCGAGAGUGGCUAUUUUGAUAGUGAGAUCUACGAUGGGGGCGGCGGUAAGGGUAAAUACGAGGGUUAUGUGACCUCGAUCGCCGCCAACGAUGAAGCCGAUGAAGAGGACGACGAUGUGGGUUAUAGUCAGAAACGGACCGGACUGGGGGCCCCUGUGGCGCUCCUCAAUGAUGUCGCUCAGAGCGACAAGGAUUUUGAUCCGUUUGCUGACAAGAGGAGGCCCACGAUUGCCGAUCGAGAGGACGAGUACAGGCAAAAGAGGCGUCGGAUGAUUAUUUCACCCGAACGUGUUGAUCCGUUCGCUGACGGUGGCAAAACACCAGACAUCAAUGCCCGCGGUUACACCCAGAUUAUGAAAGAGCAGAUGCUCAAAGGAGAAGAAAACGAGUUGAGGAAAAAAAUUCUGGAAAAAUCCAAAGACGGUUCACUCAAAUCAACAAACGGUGAGGUAAAGAGCGCACCUAAGAAACGGGGGCGCUGGGACCAAACCGUAGACGAAGUCGUCGUCCCCAGCAAAAAGAAAACUCUCUCCGUAACGACCAACAGUGCAGCUGCUACCCCCAUCUGGGAUGCUGACAAAACUCCAGCCGACCACCGCUGGGACGAAACCCCCGGCCACAAAGGCAGUGAAACGCCGGGCGCCACCCCCGGCCAAUCCACCCGUAUCUGGGACGCGACCCCCGGGGCUGCAACUCCAGGUCGCGAAACGCCCGCUCAUGACAAGAGUGCCAGUCGUCGAAACCGCUGGGAUGAAACACCCAAAACCGAGCGUGAAACUCCGGGACAUUCGAGCGGCUGGGCUGAAACCCCGCGCACCGACCGAACCGGAGCCGACUUGAUUCACGAAACACCGACUCCGGGAGCGUCCAAACGCCGCUCCCGUUGGGAUGAAACUCCCUCUGUUCAGACACCGUCGGCGCACAUGACUCCGGGUGCUAUGACGCCGCAAACGCCGCACGGAACGCCAAGCCAUGCCACUCCGAUGCUGACUCCGGGCGGGUCAACUCCGGUCGGAGUCAAGGCGAUGGCCAUGGCGACGCCCACUCCGGGACACUUGGCGUCCAUGACUCCGGAACAACUCCAGGCCUAUCGAUGGGAGCGGGAGAUUGACGAGAGGAAUAGGCCGUAUUCGGAUGAGGAAUUGGAUGCGAUGUUUCCGCCGGGGUACAAGAUUUUGGCACCUCCGGCUGGGUAUAUACCCAUCAGGACGCCAGCAAGGAAAUUGACAGCCACGCCCACACCCAUGGUUAAUACUCCCCAGGGAUUUUUCAUCCAACAGGAAGAUAAGACAGCCAAAUAUCUGGAUAAUCAACCAAAAGGGCAGAAUUUGCCGUUCAUGAAACCAGAAGAUGCGCAAUAUUUUGAUAAAUUAUUGGUCGAUGUUGAUGAAGAAGCUUUGAGUCCUGAGGAACAGAAAGAACGGAAAAUAAUGAAACUACUCCUAAAGAUCAAAAACGGGACCCCUCCCAUGCGAAAAGCCGCCUUGAGGCAAAUCACAGACAAGGCUCGAGAAUUCGGUGCAGGGCCCCUUUUUAACCAAAUUUUGCCCCUUUUAAUGAGUCCAACUCUGGAGGACCAAGAACGUCACUUGUUAGUCAAAGUCAUAGACCGAAUUUUGUACAAAUUGGACGAUUUAGUCCGUCCCUACGUCCACAAAAUAUUGGUGGUGAUCGAACCGUUGCUCAUCGACGAAGAUUACUACGCGCGUGUGGAAGGCCGUGAGAUUAUCUCAAAUUUGGCCAAAGCCGCCGGAUUGGCAACCAUGAUUUCGACCAUGCGGCCCGAUAUUGACAAUAUAGACGAAUACGUCCGAAAUACAACCGCUCGUGCGUUUGCCGUCGUCGCUUCAGCUCUGGGAAUCCCCUCGUUGUUGCCGUUUUUGAAAGCCGUCUGUCGGUCGAAAAAAUCGUGGCAGGCCCGGCAUACUGGUAUUAAAAUCGUCCAACAAAUCGCAAUAUUGAUGGGGUGCGCUAUUUUACCGCAUUUGAAAUCAUUGGUUGAGAUUAUCGAGCACGGUUUGGUCGACGAACAGCAAAAAGUUCGAACGAUUACGGCGUUAGGUAUCGCGGCGUUAGCCGAGGCUGCGACACCGUACGGUAUUGAGAGUUUCGAUUCGGUGCUUAAACCACUGUGGAAGGGCAUUAGGACCCAUCGCGGGAAGGGUUUAGCUGCGUUUUUGAAAGCUAUUGGUUAUUUGAUUCCGCUGAUGGACGCCGAGUAUGCCAAUUAUUACACAAGAGAAGUAAUGUUGAUUUUGAUUCGGGAGUUUCAAUCGCCUGACGAAGAAAUGAAGAAGAUUGUGCUCAAAGUGGUCAAGCAGUGUUGUUCGACUGACGGUGUCGAGCCUCAGUACAUCAAAGAGGAGAUUCUCCCACAGUUCUUUAAACAUUUCUGGAAUCACAGGAUGGCGCUGGACCGGCGAAAUUACCGCCAGUUGGUCGACACGACUGUCGAAAUCGCAAAUAAAGUCGGAGCUUCUGAAAUUAUCAACCGGAUUGUGGACGAUUUGAAAGACGAAAACGAACAGUACCGGAAAAUGGUCAUGGAAAGUAUCGAGAAGAUCAUGGGCAAUUUAGGAGCGGCCGACGUUGACUCGCGAUUGGAGGAGCAAUUGAUUGAUGGCAUUUUGUACGCGUUCCAGGAGCAAACCACCGAGGAUGUGGUCAUGUUGAACGGUUUCGGCACCAUCGUCAACCAGCUGGGCAAAAGAGUCAAGGCUUACUUGCCCCAAAUUUGCGGUACCAUUCUUUGGAGACUGAACAACAAGUCGGCCAAGGUCCGCCAACAGGCCGCCGAUUUGAUCUCGCGGAUCGCAGUCGUGAUGAAGACGUGUCAGGAGGAGAAACUCAUGGGGCACUUGGGCGUCGUAUUGUAUGAAUAUUUGGGCGAGGAGUACCCGGAGGUUCUGGGCUCGAUUUUGGGCGCCUUGAAGGCCAUAGUCAACGUGAUCGGGAUGACGAAAAUGACGCCACCGAUUAAAGACUUGCUGCCACGUCUGACCCCGAUUUUGAAGAAUCGGCACGAGAAAGUACAAGAGAACUGCAUCGAUUUAGUCGGCCGGAUUGCCGAUAGGGGGCCGGAGUAUGUCUCCGCGCGCGAAUGGAUGCGUAUUUGUUUCGAGUUGCUCGAGUUGUUGAAGGCGCACAAGAAGGCGAUUCGGCGCGCGACGGUCAACACUUUUGGUUACAUUGCUAAGGCUAUAGGCCCACAUGACGUACUCGCCACGCUUUUGAAUAAUUUGAAAGUGCAAGAGCGUCAAAAUCGCGUUUGCACGACUGUGGCUAUAGCUAUAGUUGCCGAGACCUGUUCGCCGUUUACUGUUUUACCGGCUUUGAUGAAUGAGUAUAGAGUGCCGGAACUUAACGUCCAGAAUGGUGUCUUGAAGUCGCUUUCGUUCCUGUUUGAGUACAUUGGUGAGAUGGGGAAGGAUUAUAUUUACGCUGUGGCCCCCCUGCUUGAGGAUGCGUUGAUGGACAGGGAUUUGGUGCACAGACAGACGGCGUGUGCGGCUAUUAAACACAUGGCCUUGGGUGUGUACGGGUUUGGGUGCGAAGACGCCUUGAUUCAUCUUUUGAAUUACGUGUGGCCGAAUAUUUUCGAGACGUCGCCGCAUUUAGUGCAGGCAUUUAUGGACGCGAUUGAAGGCAUGAGGGUGGCUUUGGGGCCGAUUAAGAUUUUGCAGUAUACGUUACAGGGGUUGUUCCACCCUGCUAGAAAAGUGAGGGAUGUUUAUUGGAAGAUUUACAAUUCUUUGUAUAUUGGAGGACAAGAUGCGCUGGUUGCGGGGUAUCCCCGCAUUGCGAAUGACCCCAAAAAUCAGUACAUUAGAUACGAUAUGGAUUAUGUUUUGUAACUUAAUGUAGUAGUGGCUUGUAAGGAUAUUGCACUUUUUUUAAUUAAUUAAUGUUAUUCCAAUGAAGAAAUAAAUAUGUUUGAGUCCCAAA
Molecule: messenger RNA, 4177 nt
Organism: Tribolium castaneum (red flour beetle)
Lineage: Eukaryota; Metazoa; Arthropoda; Insecta; Coleoptera; Tenebrionidae
Gene: Sf3b1
Product: Splicing factor 3b subunit 1
Exons: 7
Coding region: 118-4086 (1322 amino acids)
Biological process (GO): spliceosomal complex assembly
Cellular component (GO): U2 snRNP; U2-type prespliceosome; catalytic step 2 spliceosome
Molecular function (GO): mRNA binding
Source: RefSeq, a predicted model, not a curated record